Molecule: messenger RNA, 1266 nt
Organism: Malassezia restricta
Lineage: Eukaryota; Fungi; Basidiomycota; Malasseziomycetes; Malasseziales; Malasseziaceae
Product: NADH-dependent flavin oxidoreductase
Exons: 1
Coding region: 1-1266 (421 amino acids)
Cellular component (GO): intracellular anatomical structure
Molecular function (GO): FMN binding; NADP binding; NADPH dehydrogenase activity
Source: RefSeq, a predicted model, not a curated record
AUGCCAGGACUUGCCAUUUCUCAAGACUACUAUGCCCCUCGCCCCGAAGAGCUGCUGCCAGCAGGUGCAGUGUCUGACAAGGUGGCGCAGGAUAUCGGCAAACCAGUGCCGCUGCUGCUCCAAUCCACGACCGUCCCGAGUGGCAACAAGACAAUUACUCUGAAGAACCGGGCGAUCGUGUCGCCUAUGUGCAUGUAUUCCUCUCGUGAUGGAUUCCCUACGCCAUUCCAUCUGGUGCAUUACGGACAAUUUGCAUUGCAUGGUGCAGGUGCCAUCGUCGUCGAGGCUACGGGUGUGACGCCAGAAGGCCGAAUCUCGGAUCGCGACAUGGGCAUGUACAAGGAGGAACAUGUUGACGCACAUGCCUCUCUUGUGUCCACCGUGAAGAGUUUGGCGGCAGGUGUGAAGAUUGGUAUUCAGCUUGCGCAUGCCGGCCGUAAAGCAUCAACUUGGGCAAUGUACGAUCAAAAGGCCUGGACGGAGCCCUUCUUGUCGACCUCUGAGGGUGGUUGGGAAGACUCCGUGAUCGCUCCAUCGGCUAUUCCUUUCGGUGAGGGACACAUUAUGCCUAAGGAGAUGACUCUUCAACAAAUCCGUGACGUUGAGGAUGACUUUGUGCGUGCUGCGGACCGUGCGUUCCGUGCCGGCUAUGACUUUGUGAUGAUUCACUCGGCACACGGUUACUUGAUCAGCUCAUUCAACUCUCCUCUUACUAACAAGCGUACGGAUGAGUAUGGAGGAUCGUUCGAGAACCGCACGCGCCUUCUGCAGAACAUCGUGCACCGUAUUCGUUCCCAGUUCCCAGACAAGGGUGUCUGGGUUCGUCUGAACGGUACAGAUGGUGUGGAAGAUGGCAAGGAGGAGAGCUGGACGGAUGAAUCCACUCGGGCCCUUGCUCCGCUUCUCGAGCAGAACGGUGUUGAUGUGCUUGACAUUAGCAGCCGAGGCACCGUCGGAUACGCUAAGGUUAAGAUGACGCCUGGAUAUCAGGUCCCUGCCGCCAUCGCAGCCAAGUCCUCCGGACUGAAGCGUAUGCUGGUGAGCGCUGUGGGAACGAUGCAUGGUGGUACACAGGAAGAACCAGACAAGUAUGGCCUGUUUGCUGAGAAGAGCUUGCAGGAGGGCAGUGUUGACUUGGUCAGUUUGGGACGUGUCAUGCUUCACAACCCUGGCUGGGUUAAGGAUGCUGCCCAAAACCUGAUGGGUGCGGAUGUUGUGUGUGCCUUGCAGUAUGACUACACGCUUCCUUCUCUCAGGCGUCGUUAG